This is a messenger RNA of Linepithema humile (Argentine ant), 2102 nucleotides long. The record is from RefSeq and is a predicted model, not a curated record. NCBI's taxonomy places the organism in Eukaryota, Metazoa, Arthropoda, Insecta, Hymenoptera, Formicidae.
AUAGUCUCAUAACGUGUUCGACAACGUAUCGUAACUGAUGUAUUCUUGGCAUCAUCGUGUACUUCAGUUUCAGUGCUCGCUAUUUGAUUUUUACAUUCUGUAAAAGGCAAUGCUAUCUAUCCAAUCUAACAUCUAAAAAUUUGAAAAUAAACAGUGAAUAAUAUAAUAAAAUUCAAAUAACUUUGAAUUGUGAAGUUUGCCCGUUUAUUUCUUAGAGGCAUCGAAUCGAAAUUAUACAACAGUAUAAAAUAGUAUUAAAAAAAUGCGGAUACUGCUAUUGAUAUUUCCUUGGCUAUUGUGCUCAUCGAUUUGCCAUGGAUAUCGUUUCCUCGCAAUAUUCCCUUUUAACAGCCACAGUCAUUUCAUGAUGUUUGAACAGCUGGUAAAGGGUCUGAUCAAAAAGGGUCAUCAAAUCGAUGUGAUUAGUAAUUUCCCAUUGAAAAAGCCUUAUCCGAACUAUACCGAUAUCGUGUCGUUUACACCACCUGUAACGCUAACGAACAGUCUGACAUACGAAUUUCUGACAGAAACAUUGGUCGGGAUAAGUCCAGUAUUUAUUGUUGCGGGAAUAGCUGGUAAUGAUCUUUGCAAAUAUUUGGCGCUUCCGAAAAUACAAGAGCUAGUGCGCAACCCACCGAAAGAUCCACCAUAUGACGCAGUAUUGAUGGAGGUUUUUGGUGCUCAAUGUUUCGCCGUCAUUCCCCAUAUAUUAAAUAUUCCUGUGAUCGGGGUCAGUUCAACGGUGCUAUAUCCAUGGCUGUACCAAAUAAUCGCUCAACCUCACAACGUAGCCUUCGUUCCGAACAAUUGUAUAACCGGGCUUACCGGCUCCAUGAAUUUCUUGGAACGUUUAUAUAACACCGUGAACAUGGCUUAUAACAAUCUGCUCUUCAAUUAUCUCACAAGCGGGCAGGACGAAAUUCUUAAAGAGCACUUUGGACCGAACAUACCGAGUGUGCGGGAGCUAGAAAGGAAAGUAGCAUUGAUUCUCGUCAACUCUCACAUCGCUGUAAAUAUAAUCCAGCCAACGACACCUGCUGUGGUAGACGUAGGAGGGUUGCAUGUCGUGGACAACGACUUAACAUUACCACCUGCUUUGGAGAAGUGGAUGAACGAAAGUAGAGACGGCUUUAUUUACUUAACUUUUGGCUCGAUGGUGAUGAUUGAAACAUUUCCACUCAAGUUUCUGGAUAUACUUUACUCCUCUUUAAGUAAAAUAGCACCUGUACGGGUUUUAAUGAAAGUUCCACGUCCAGAUAAAUUGCCACCCGGAUUGCCUAAAAAUAUUUACACGUCUCCUUGGAUGCCGCAGAUUAAAGUGUUAAAACAUCCUAAUAUAAAAGGCUUCAUCACUCAUAGCGGAUUAAUGGGCAUGCAAGAAGCAUUAGUAUGCGGUGUGCCCAUGAUCGGUAUACCACUUUUUGGUGAUCAGUUUAUAAAUAUUGAUAUGUUCGUUGGAAAAAACAUUGCCAUAAAACUGGACUUUCAUACGAUGACCGAAAAAGACAUGGAUGAGGCUUUAAAUGCGAUCCUUUGGAAUCCUAUAUAUAUUGAAACUGCUCGAAAUCUGUCUCGAAAGUUUCUUGAUCGACCGAUGAGCGCUAUUGAUACUGCUAAUUAUUGGAUCAAAUACAUCGUUAAAUACGGCAGUGAUGCUUUGCGAUCACCGGCGAUGGAUUUGUACUGGUGGCAAAUAUAUCUCUUAGAUAUCGCCGUAUUUUUUCUACUUUGCGCAAUAAUUGUUAUUAUCGUUAUAAGAUACUUCGUGCGUCUUUUAUUGCAAAUGAUAAACGACAAUCGUAAUAGUUCACAAACAAAGAAAACAAAUUAAUUAGACUAAUUCAAAACAGAUAUAUUUUGCUUUGUAUUAAUUGCAUUUUGCAAAGAUUUACUUAAGAAAAAGCAAAGAGUUUUAUGUUUUUAUCAAUUUAAUCGUGAUAAUUUAUUUGAUUUGCUAAAAAAUAUUUAUUACAAAUGUAAUAUAAAUUCUCGACAGAUUAAUUGAUAAACUAUGAGUAGAUACGUACACCAUACAUUUAUAUAUAUAAUAUGUUCAUUUAUAUAAUAUAAUGUAUACCUACAUAUUAUUUCUCUCUUUGCAU